Hippocampus comes (tiger tail seahorse) is the source of this 1680-nucleotide messenger RNA. RefSeq names its product retinol binding protein 7a, cellular (gene rbp7a). The transcript has 5 exons. The coding region runs from base 666 to 1076 and encodes 136 amino acids. The record is from RefSeq and is a predicted model, not a curated record. Gene Ontology annotation, molecular function: lipid binding. Lineage: Eukaryota; Metazoa; Chordata; Actinopteri; Syngnathiformes; Syngnathidae.
CUGUGAAUUUGAGCAUGAAUGGUCGUUUUGUCUAUCUGUGCCCAGCUGUGAUUGGCUGACGUAGAUCAAUUGGGAUACCUUCCAGUUUACCCACAUUUUUUUUUAAAUGUAAUUUUUUUACUGAUUACAUUCCAAAGAGGUGAAAAAAAAAUCAACCAAUUGGUGUUCUAUUAUUCGAACCAAGUGUCACCUUGUGAGUUGAUUUUGACAUCUGUCAAUGUCUGUGACCUGCUUCCUGCAUAGCUGCAGAGAGGAGGAAAAAAAACACGAAGGUGUUUGUUUUUGAAAUCUGCUGCCUCAGUUCAUGUCCGUGACAGUCAAUAUUUAUUUCUUUUGGGGGCCUUUAAAGGUGGGUGUGUCUCUUCCACCCACGUCAUGGACAAGAAAACAAAAGUGCAUUCCGUACACUUUGGGCCUUCAGCCAGCCAAAACAUUUAUCUUCUGCUGAUAACAAGUAAUGAGUGCUUAUGUCUAGUUGUAGUUACAGCCAUUUUUCCCCCCUCAUCAUAUAUUAUCAAAAUAUGUGGCUUAUGAAGACAUGUCCGUGAGUGCCUGCAAAAUUUUGCCACAAAACCAUUGAUGGCUAAUUGACCUACUUAAUUGGACCAGUCGAACUUGCCUCCCAUGAGCGUCUCCCUUCUUCACUGAGCUGCCGCUCACCAAGAAUGCCUGCAAGUUUCUGUGGCACUUGGGACAUGCUUAGCAAUGACAACUUUGAAGGCUACAUGAUUGCAUUAGAUAUCAGCCCUUGCAUUCGAAAGAUCGCCCUGAAGCUGAAGAUAAGAAAGUUGAUAGAACACCAGGGCGACCAGUACAUCAUCAAAACAUGCAGCAUCUUCAGGAACUACACCGUGUCUUUCCAAGUGGGUCAGGAAUUUGAGGAGUUCUCGGAGGGGUUAGACAACAGGCACAUGAAGUCUGUGGUGAGGUGGGAGGGGAACAAGCUGGUGUGCGAACAGAAAGGUGAGAAGAAGAACAGAGGGUGGUGUCAUUGGAUAGAAGAGGACAAGCUUCACUUGGAGCUUUAUUGUGAAGGGGAAAUCUGCAAGCAGGUGUUCAAGAAGGUCAAUGACUGAAAAGGACGACAACUGUAAAAAAAUGGACAUUACAAGAAAGAAAUUCUCUCUCCUGUGUGAGCUGUAUGGGCAUAAACUACGCCACUAGAGAGCAGUACAGCAACAUGACAGCUGUACGUAUGGUACAGUAGUUACGGUGCAUGCUGUUGUUUACCACUGCAUCAAGUGUGUUCAGCUCAUGAGGGACAAAAAGAGCAUUUUAUGUUUAUUUAUACAUUUCUCCAUGUGUUUGUAAUUUGAUUGUAUAACUGUGGUUAGUCUUUUAGACAUAUACGUGGGCAUUCGUGUCACCUGAAAUUAAGGAAAUCAAUUUAAAAAACCAAACCAACGUUAUUGAUCUCUGUUGGAAAACUUCAUUUCCGCUCAAACCAACGAUUGGGCCAAGUAUGGCCCACGGGCCAUGACUGUCUCAAUAUGCUAAUCUGGGACGUUGAAAAUAGGGGUGUCAAGCUGUUUUUUUUUGUUUUAUUUUUGCGGGCUACACCACAGUUCUGGUUUCCGUCAAAGGGCCGUUAUGACUGUGAACCCAAAUAAAUGUCUGAUCGCCUCAUUACAUAUUCAUCCAUUUUAAACCCCACUUAUCCUGUUCAUCAAAUUGAUGAAU